GUCAUGGAUUCCACGUUGGCCCGGACGUGGCAGUCGGAGAGGAGAAUCAUCCAUCCCACCGUAACUCUGCUGCGGUUAAUAAAUACAGCGUCUCCUUCCUUCACUGAAGCAUCCUCGGUCAAAUAUGGGGCUUUCUAUAUCUUCGAUGCUCGAGCGUCUCUUCGGCAAAAAACAGAUGAGGAUUUUAAUGGUUGGGCUGGACGCUGCCGGAAAAACGACAAUCCUGUACAAACUGAAGCUGGGUGAAGUUGUAACCACCAUCCCAACUAUUGGUUUCAACGUGGAGACAGUAGAAUAUAAAAAUAUUACUUUCACUGUGUGGGAUGUCGGCGGCCAGGACAAGAUCAGGCCUCUGUGGAGACACUACUUCCAGAACACGCAGGGCCUCAUCUUUGUAGUGGACAGUAAUGACAGAGAAAGAGUGGCAGAGUCUGCAGACGAGCUUUCAAGGAUGAUGCAAGAGGACGACCUGAAAGAAGCCGUCUUGCUCGUGUUUGCUAACAAACAAGAUCUCCCCAACGCCUUAACUACCACCGAGCUCACAGAGAAGCUUGGCCUCCAUUCCAGGACCAACAGAAAAUGGUAUGUUCAGUCAACCUGUGCCACCCAGGGCCAAGGGCUGUAUGAAGGACUUGACUGGUUAUCCACAGAGCUGCACAAAAACUAAUGAAGGAAUGACGGAACAGAUGAUGGUGACAGACUGAGCACCACAGUACAGGAGAGAAGGCACAGACAUUCAAUGCAGAAACAUUUGGUCUUCCAGCACUCGUGUUGAAAAAAGGACAAGGCUGUUUGACACUCUGUUAUCUUUGGGAAAUUUGACAGUUUCGUAUUUCAUAUUUUGUCAUCAAUACUUUAUUGUAAUAUCUUUUGCUUUCUCCCUUGGUUCGAAACUCUUUACCAUUUGUAAUUCAGUUGCACAGUGAGCAAAUGGCCUUUUCGGGAAAUUCUGUGGUUUUUAUUUUUCUCCUCUUGAUGCCUUGGCUCCUGUCUAGGCAGCAUUUGCAGUAGUGAACUACUUGCAUCAUUUUUGGGCUUUUUUAUAGUAAGUUUUGGGAAAUGAUAAUAUAACACUAGACCUUUAGGGAAGAAACAACUUUGUUGCUGCAACAAGUUUUACAGCAAGUGUUAUCUGACUCCCUUUCAGAGCUCACUCUUCACUGCUUUGUGCUUAAUCCUGAGGUAGCUUGUUUCUUCAAAGGUGUGUAGCUUGUACUAUGAGAGUGAGGAUGUUGGGUCAUUUUCACAGAUUUUGUAAGUAAUGUAAAAUCAUAUGUCGUAUCCCGUAAAUGGAUCCAAACAGGAAUAUUGUGCCUUCUGGUCCCUCUACACAAAUCACUUGCAGCUCCUAAGAUGCUUUUUGCAGCUUUGUUUGACAAACGGAUGCAGAACAGUUGUGUGAUACAUGUCAUAUGUGCUGCAGUGUUUCCUGUGGUGUGGCCGAACCAUGCCAGUUUGUGUGUGUAAAUUGCUUACUUGCAAUUUGACUUUACUAUUGACCAGGAUUUUAUCCUGUUUGAUUAUUUGUGAGUUUGUCCCCGUUCCUCCUCUUUUCUUUUAACAAUAAAUGAUUAAAUUAAAACCUCA
Solea solea (common sole) is the source of this 1587-nucleotide messenger RNA. Its product is annotated as ADP-ribosylation factor 4-like. The record is from RefSeq and is a predicted model, not a curated record. Gene Ontology annotation, biological process: intracellular protein transport; vesicle-mediated transport. The transcript has 6 exons. Bases 125 to 667 code for a protein of 180 amino acids. Gene Ontology annotation, molecular function: GTP binding; GTPase activity. Lineage: Eukaryota; Metazoa; Chordata; Actinopteri; Pleuronectiformes; Soleidae. Gene Ontology annotation, cellular component: cytoplasm; plasma membrane.